GCAAUCCAGAAUAUGAUUGAGCUCGCCUCCACCCGUGCUGCCGAGAAGACGGGAGAGGCGAGCAUGGCCCAAGUCAAGGAGGUCGCCACCACCGCUGCGAAAGCGGCAGCCCGUGAAGUGCUCGCCGACCUAGACUCCAGGAUGCGGAAGCUGGAGAGCAACCCGUCCCUCGCAGGAGGUGCCUCCACGACGGGCGGGACUGUCCGAGGUGACGGGCCCUACGCUCCCAGUGCCGCUGAGAGACAUGUACCUGGAGGUGUCGACAUCAAGGGCUUCGUGGAUGACUGGAAGGACCCCGACCCGUCGAGCCUCACCGCGCAAGCUGCGCAGAGGCUCCUCCACCUCGUCUCAUCCAAUUUGGCGACGGAACUCAACGGCCUUAUCGACGCGCCCCGCACCACCGCCAUGCUGGACAAGAAGGCACUGCACACCAAGGUCACUAUUUAUCUCAAGGAUCGGAGUCGAGGCAAUGCCUGGACGCUCAAGAAGGCCAUCCAAGCCCUGGCCGACAACGGCACCCUGCCCAAUCAGGCCGCGAAGUUCUACGCGGCCACAGAGACCUUCGGCAUGAGCAAGACGCGUAUGAAGCUGGACUACCUGAAGAUCGGAGGCAGCCAGCACAUCGUGGCCAGGAGGAUCGUGGGCGUGGCCCACCCCGUCAAGCUGGCCACCUUCUCGCAGGCCAUGGGCUGGUCACUCUCGCUCCAGAAUUGGAGGGACUCGGGCUGCACGGCCGAGGAGACAGACAUCAUGGGCGCCAUCACCAACGCGUGA
Messenger RNA from Prorocentrum cordatum, 774 nucleotides. NCBI's taxonomy places the organism in Eukaryota, Dinophyceae, Prorocentrales, Prorocentraceae. The record is from the annotation of a GenBank genome assembly.